AUUUGGAGGACAGGUCCACAAGGAACAACCUUCGGUUCAGAGGUAUACCAGAGAUGGUCCAACAUUCUGACCUGGCCAACUACCUGAUGUUCCGAGAGCUGAUACUAGCUACGCACCCAGAACAGCUGGUGACUGAUAGAGUUCACCGCCGUCGGAGACCGAGCAACGGUCAUGUGGGACGUAAUAGCGUGCAUCCAUUUUUACCAUGUGAAAGAGCUCAUUACCAAGGCCUGCAGAAACGCUGCCCUUCCUUAGCCAUACAGCUAUAUCCAAGGCUUUGCAGACUUGUCAGCCACUACGUUGCAGUUUUGGAAAUCGCUGUGACAAAUCAGUGCCAUGCUUAG
Messenger RNA from Pelobates cultripes (western spadefoot toad), 344 nucleotides. Lineage: Eukaryota; Metazoa; Chordata; Amphibia; Anura; Pelobatidae. The record is from the annotation of a GenBank genome assembly.